Molecule: messenger RNA, 3345 nt
Organism: Myxocyprinus asiaticus (Chinese sucker)
Lineage: Eukaryota; Metazoa; Chordata; Actinopteri; Cypriniformes; Catostomidae
Gene: prr18
Product: proline rich 18
Exons: 1
Coding region: 176-943 (255 amino acids)
Source: RefSeq, a predicted model, not a curated record
GCCAUAUAAAGCCCGCGAUUGCUCCGCCCCUUGUCAGUCUAGCCGUGAGAUGUGGCGCGUAAUGGACAACUGCGUCUGAUACCCAAAGGUCAGUUGGACCGAGGCGAAUGGACUUAUUUCUCACAUCAUUUACGCAGCGAACUCUUCAUUGUUUUGCGCACCGAUCGCGCUCAAAAUGCCUUUUCCGCCGAUAAACCUGCACUCACGGAUAACGUCUCCGAGAAAGGAGCUGUUCAGGAAAAAGAAGAGCAGGGACAAUGUCGCGCCCCCGCAGUCCGCGUUCAGUCAAAGAACAGGAGACGACAAGGCAUCGGAGAAAGAUAAACUGUCAACAUCGUGGCCAUCGAGUCAUUUAAAGCAGCUUGCACAAAGUAAGCCGAGGAGAGUGCCGCCAGAUCCCGAAACGGACAGCAAGCGUUCAUGGCUGAGCGUCCCCAAACCCUUGGCUACCUCAUGCGAAAGCGUCCCGAGAUCCAGUUCUGGAGAGUCCAGCCUUAAACAUUCCUCCAGGACCUCUCUAGCAAAGGAAGAGGGCGAGCAGGAGAUCCACUUCUCCCUCAGCCUGACCCCCGAAGCCAUCCUGGUCAUCCAAAAACGCAAUCUGGAGAAACAGAUGAUGGCCAAGCAACAGAAGUGCUGCGCUUCGGCUGACUUGAGACACCGUCGCGUUUUCCCGUCCAAGAGAGCUCAGGGCAGCUCCUCCAAUAAUAAGAGCUCCGGACCUGUUGCCAAACUGGAGGGCUCCAAUGACAUUAGCACCAUUGUGAAGAUCUCCCUCCUCAAUGAUCAGCACAAAUAUGACGAUGUGGAGUACGAGGAGGAGGAUGGAGACGUGGACGAGACCGUCAUGAGGAAGUGUAAAGAGUGGCUUAAAGGGGUGGAAAGUGCUUCUGCUUUUGGCAAAGUCGAUAAACUGUCAUCUUUACCUCAUCUGAAAAGUUGAUAACAUGAACUGCUUCAGUCCACAAGGAAAGGUCCACUGUGAAGACUUCAGUAGUCCAUGUUCUCUAAGACGGAGCGCAGCGGAAUGACACAGAACACUGAGUCUCGAGACGCGAUGAAUUAUUUUUAACAUGACGCGCCGUCUUAUAAAACGAAACGCUUAUGGCGCUCAACGCAAAAUAACAGCCAUAUAUAUAGACCAACAACAAUAAUAAAAAAUAAAAUAAAAAAUAGCUCUGAACUAUUUUUAACUUGACAAGUCUUAGCGUCUGUCUAACUCCUGCGCAUAUACUUAGACCAUAAAUAAUAGCGCUGACGGAAAGCAUUGUGUGAAUGGUCAUUAAGGGGGCGUUCAUAUAAAACUCGUUCUUGUGUUAAAAAAUAAAUAAAUAGGCGGAGCGCAGAAGGAUUGAACAGAACGCGUUUUUAAAGGUUUACAGUGACGUAAGCGAUUGUUUUUUUAUUAUUAUUAUUAAUAUAGAAUGGUAUACAGAAAAUGUUAUACCUGAGAUAUCUCACCGGUCUCUGUGACAGCACUGGAUUGUGUAAACAGCAAACAAAAAUGUGACCGCGGCCCGCCAAUCAGAAGACUUUGAUGUGCUUUCUGCCUGUGAAUCAUUUUGCACGUUCUCAUAUUGUAGUAGUUGAAGUCAUAUUCAGAUUCAUAACAGCAGUUGGCUACAGGUGCUAUUUAACUACUUUGGUGUUUUACAACCGUGCGAACACGCAAAUUCUGCUCUUUUGUUCGAGUGAACAUCUCAUACGCUAUCUUUGGAAGGCCGGGUUUUUGGAAAGAGGGGGCGUGUCUAAUUCAACGGUUCAGUCUCGUGGAAGUUCCAGAAUGGCUAAAAUCGCUUACAGCACCUUUAAACUAUGAUAUUAACACCUCUUAAUAGAAUGCAACAGUGCCCACCCACUUUUUCAGCCAUAUGUGUUCCGGAAGUAUUUCCCCCGUUCAUUUUCUUCCGUAGAUUUUUUAUAAACUCCUUCAUUAAAGAGUUCUAAGCCAUGAACCAAACCAACCAGCUCUGAGGUGAAUCACAACAUCACCGACUUUGUUUGAGGCAAAAAGUAAUUGAAAAUCGGACAAAAAGACAAAGUUUCAAGGUUGUGUACUUAACGUCUUUCAUGAGGGCACAAACUACAAUCCCAUGAAGCAUUGUGAAUGAUGUAAUUGAAUAAAAAAAGAUGGCAAUAUAUAAAACUAUUGAUUUGAGGUUGCUGAUUACAAGUAUAGAAACAAUAUACUUUACAUUUAUUGUAAAAUAUUCCAAAAUGUACAAAUAUAUAAGUAGUUUAAGGGUGAAGGGAGACCGACUUGGUUAUGUCAUUCACAGUGCAUCAUGGGAGUGGGCGGUCGCGCUGAAUCGGUUUUGCGGGUUUCGUUGGCUGCGUUUCUCUGAUUGGAUGAUAUUUCACUGCUGUACCCUGGGUAAUGUAGUUGUUUACCAUGAAUUCCCCUAUCAAACACGAUUUUUAAACGAUGAAGUAUAAAUUACUCUGAUGGCUGGCUUCAACAGAAGCAUACACCAUCCACAAACAAUCUCGUAGCUUACGCUAGGUCUGUCUUUAAAUGUUUACAAGUUAUUGUUGAAACUCAAUUAAUCUGUGGGAUAAAUGAAUGGGGUUUUUACUUCCGGAACCAGACUGUUGCACUCUAAAAUGUGACGCAAGAAAUUGUCCAGUGUAAUGGCCCCAAAUGAUGCAUUCAUAUUGGACGUUUUCUUGUCAUCAAAAACAGCAACAGAAAAGAAUGCAUCCCUUACGCAUUUUUUGCGCUGAUUCUAUAUAAACACGUUUUUAGAUGCCAUAUCAAGUUUACAAAAAUGUCCACUCGUGAAAACACAUCUUGAGACACCUGCGUUUUAGCUUUUUUGCGGAAGCAAGUGUUUGGUCUGAACGGCCCCUUACUCAUCUUCCUUGGACUGGAAUGUUUUCUGCAUUGAAAAGUAUUGCUGAUGAUCACUCAGAGAAAUUUUGCAGGUUACCUCUAUACUACAUUGACUGAAAAAACAUUGAGUUUUUUUGCACAUUGCUAUUUUCUUUCACUCUGAUGGGCUGAAUGACAGAGAUGUUGCUGACAAACUAUUGAAAUCAUAUGGAGAAUUGAUUGGAAAAGGAGGAGAAUGUCGAGCAGUGAAAUGCAUCCAGUGGCCAUAGUCCUUCCUUUGUGCCAGAAAACAAUUGCUGUCAAAGACGAUACUGUCUGAGAGCCUUACAAUAGACACUUAAUAUCUGAAACAUUUUCAAAGUUUGUGUGAAAUAUGAACUGGGCGAACUGUUUGAUCGACUAACCAGCCGUGUACAGUAUUUAUUUUGCAAUGUGGAUGUGUGUUUAUAUGCGGUGUGUUGUACCAAGUAAUUUUUUAAGGGUUCUGAUAAUAAAAUCCGAAAAUGACUGUA